AUAUAAGAGCUAUGAUCAUUAAUAAGAAAAUCACUACUUUUGGCGAUGGUAUAACAAAUGAUUUAGAUGAUACUUAUGGCUUUCGAGAACCAGGUGAUAUAUUAGGCGAUUAUAAAGAUAAAAUUAUUCCCUUUUUAUCUAUUGCUGCAGUGAACGGUAUACUUUACUUAGCAUCUCGAUCCAAUAAGCCUGUACCUGACAAUUACAAACAAAUGUUAAAUACAGCCACAGCUGGAUUAUUCUCUGCCUCCCAUACAAGUUUUUCAGGCAUAUUUUCUUUUCAAGAUGUUAACAACUACCCGGGAUUCAGCGUAUCAAGUGAAACUUUACUACUUAUAAACCAAGGUCAACUUAAAAACAUGUUCGGUAAAGAUUUUGAAGCUACAGCUAAAUAUAGAGCUUUUGCUGAUAUUUUGCUUAAGA
Dentiscutata heterogama is the source of this 423-nucleotide messenger RNA. The record is from the annotation of a GenBank genome assembly. Lineage: Eukaryota; Fungi; Glomeromycota; Glomeromycetes; Diversisporales; Gigasporaceae.